This is a messenger RNA of Eucalyptus grandis, 930 nucleotides long. Its product is annotated as pseudo histidine-containing phosphotransfer protein 6. NCBI's taxonomy places the organism in Eukaryota, Viridiplantae, Streptophyta, Magnoliopsida, Myrtales, Myrtaceae. The transcript has 5 exons. Gene Ontology annotation, cellular component: nucleus; cytoplasm. Gene Ontology annotation, molecular function: protein histidine kinase binding; histidine phosphotransfer kinase activity. Gene Ontology annotation, biological process: phosphorelay signal transduction system; cytokinin-activated signaling pathway; phosphorylation. Bases 180 to 653 code for a protein of 157 amino acids. The record is from RefSeq and is a predicted model, not a curated record.
GCGCACGGCACACCCAUCUGUUCUGCGUGACCAGAAGCGAGCGCGAAGCAAACUUGAGAGAAUCUGAAUCACCCCCAUCUCGCUCAAAAGCCAGGAAAGAGAGGGAAAAAGGUCUCUCGUUCGGAUUGUGGAAGAGGAGAGGUGGCAAGAGACGAGCCAAAACGGGGCUUCCACUGUGGAUGCUGGGGUGGGGUGUGGACUUCUUGCGGGCCGAAAUGAAUCGCUUGCUCGCCUUGCUCUUCCACCAGGGAGUGCUGGAUGAGCAGUUCUUGCAGCUGCAACAGCUCCAAGACGAGAGCUCCCCAAACUUCGUGUCGGAGGUCAUCACCAUCUACUUCUCCGAGUCCGAGAAGCUCCUCCGCAACCUCCGAAUGCUCCUGAUGGACAGAGAGCUGUCGGACUACAAGAAGAUGGAGAUACACUUGAAUCAGAUGAUGGGAAGCAGCUCCAGCAUCGGUGCCAAGCGCGUCCGCAACGUCUGCGUCGCCUUCCGCGCCGCUUCCGAGCAGAGCAACCAUGCCGGGUGCUUGAGAGCCUUGGAGUUGCUAGAACAUGAAUAUUGCUACCUCAAGAACAAACUCCACGAACUUUUCCAGAUAGAGCAACAAAGAGCUUUGGCAUCUGGGGUCAGAUAUCCUGCACAACACGACUGAAACAAACGAGCCAUGGUCGUUCUACUCCGGCCUUUUGCGCAAGGACAAUAGAAUUCGCUUCUUCGCUCCGGAUGCACCGUCGAAGCGAAGCUCUAUAGAGGAAGGAAGGAAGGAAGGAGGGAGAUAAGGGGGGUGACAUGUAACUCCAUUUGAAUGCAAAGAUUUAUGUACAAGUUGCAAUGUGGCUUUUUUGAAAUUAUGUGAUUUACUGAUUAUUUCUUUUAGAAAAUGGAACUACACGUGACCUUUGUAACUCGCGAGAUAUUCUUAUGCGACU